Molecule: messenger RNA, 1261 nt
Organism: Marasmius oreades (fairy-ring Marasmius)
Lineage: Eukaryota; Fungi; Basidiomycota; Agaricomycetes; Agaricales; Marasmiaceae
Gene: CKB2
Product: casein kinase 2 regulatory subunit, variant 2
Exons: 6
Coding region: 114-893 (259 amino acids)
Cellular component (GO): cytoplasm; protein kinase CK2 complex
Molecular function (GO): protein kinase regulator activity
Source: RefSeq, a predicted model, not a curated record
AGUAACUGUGACUGAUAGCUCUUCUUUCUCUGUAACAAUUUCCUCGCAUCCCCCUCUUCCCCCUCUACUUUAUUUACUCUAGAAGGUGGCUUUAAUAUCAACAAUCGACAACAAUGGAGGAAGUCUCAACAGGCUCUGAUUCUGAUUAUUCCAGCUCGUGGAUCUCCUGGUUCCUCUCAUCCAAAGGCAACGAAUACUUUUGUGAAGUUGACGAAGAUUUCAUCUUGGAUCGCUUCAAUCUCACUGGGCUUAACAAUGAAGUUGCAAACUAUCCACAAGCGCUGGAUCUCAUUACAGAUCAACUGGACGAUGAAGUGCAAGAUGAACUCAGAGGUUCUUUGGAUGUCCAGGCUAGACUUUUAUAUGGUUUAAUACACGCACGGUGGAUUGUAACCGCUCGAGGUCUUGCAAAAAUGCUGGAAAAAUACAAACGUGCCGAAUUCGGUCGUUGUCCACGAGUACACUGUCAACAACAACCCCUCCUCCCAGUCGGUCUUACCGACGUACCAUACGAAAAGUCUGUAAAACUUUAUUGUGGACGGUGUGAAGAUAUCUAUUCACCCAAGUCUUCACGGCAUGGUGCUAUUGAUGGGGCGUAUUUCGGCACUACUUUCCCUCAUCUUUUGUUCCUUGUCUACCCGACAUUAAUUCCGCCGAAGAGUGGACCGACUGAUAUCGGUUCGUCAAGUCGAGAGGGAGAUGGUCGGUCGAGAAGGCGGAAUGCGAGAGAGGAACCAGAGGUGGCACCAGCCGAGGGCGGGGGAGAGACUAUUAGCACGGCGAGCGUUGCUCUGAAGGCUGACCGGUAUCGGCCCAAGAUAUACGGUUUCCAGGUGAACGAGAUUGCGAAGUUGCAGAGAUGGCAAGAGGCAAUACGAGAUAGGUGUGUUUGAGUUGUUGGCCUUUCCUGGAUUUCCUGAGAGAAGCUCAAGUGUUUUUAUUCUAGGCAGGUAGCACGUCUAGAAGAAUUAGAAGAACGGUCAUGACCCAUAUACUCAAUACCCACCACUCUGUUGAUUUGCAAUUCGGUUCUCAAUAUAUCCAUCUUUUUUUACUAACCAUACUCGAUGUUUUCCUUCAACUAGGAACUAGGAACUUCUCGAAUACCCAGAUGAUGCAAACUUCACACUCUUGGAGAGGAACUUAUGUCCCUCGACGAAAUGAAGACUGCGGCCCUCCACCCUGGUAUACCUACUGGGAACCGUCUAGAGGGUCGAGUCAAGAACGGAAAGCUGAUGGGCGCAAGUCUCGAACUGUUUGU